This is a messenger RNA of Trichophyton verrucosum HKI 0517, 1548 nucleotides long. RefSeq lists its product as uncharacterized. The transcript has 2 exons. Bases 1 to 1548 code for a protein of 515 amino acids. The record is from RefSeq and is a predicted model, not a curated record. Gene Ontology annotation, molecular function: zinc ion binding. Gene Ontology annotation, biological process: regulation of transcription by RNA polymerase II; DNA-templated transcription; nucleotide-excision repair. NCBI's taxonomy places the organism in Eukaryota, Fungi, Ascomycota, Eurotiomycetes, Onygenales, Arthrodermataceae. Gene Ontology annotation, cellular component: transcription factor TFIIH core complex; transcription factor TFIIH holo complex.
AUGGCACGCUCGGAUGAGGAGUACAGCGACGCAGCGUCGGUAGACGACCUGGACGAAAACCUCGAGGAAGAAGACGAAGAUGAAGAUGACAUCGUCGACUCUCGGACGGCCAGCAGUCGACGGAGGGAUCGAGACCGGGGCGGCAAGAGCAGAAAGAAGAAGAAAAGGAAGCAACAUGGAGGCGCGGAGUGGGAGGUAGCAAGGACGUGGGAGACACUGGUAGAAGGUGCGGAUGGGACCAUCACUGCCACUGUCGAUGGCCUUCUUGAAGCCGACAAGAGGAAGAGGUGUGUUUUUUCCUUCUCUACGCUGGGGAAACAUCGGCUGCUUAGGACGAAAGAGAAGAUGUUGAUAAUUUGCAGGUUGCUCAAGGAUACUACACCGCUACAGCGAGGUAUAAUACGGCAUAUGAUACUUGUCCUCGACCUCUCCUUUGCCAUGGCGGAGAAGGACCUGCGUCCGACCAGAUACCUUCUCACUCUCAGAUACGCGCAGAAGUUCGUGCAAGAGUUCUUCGAGCAGAAUCCCAUUUCGCAGCUGGGCAUCAUGGGCAUGAAGGAUGGUAUAGCCGUGCAGAUCAGCGAAAUGAGCGGUAACCCAACCGAACAUAUGUUGGCUCUCCACGCCUUGCGGGCAGAAGACCCAAAGGGCCUACCAAGUUUGCAAAACGCUCUCGAGAUGGCCCGAGGAUCUCUAUACCACACCCCAUCCCACGGUACCCGAGAAGUUAUUAUUAUCCUUGGGGCCCUCCUCUCAUCGGAUCCGGGUGAUAUUCACCAAACGAUCACUUCUUUGGUGGCAGACAAGGUACGGGUAGGCAUAAUUGGUCUAGCCGCCGACGUAGCCAUAUGCCGUGAAAUAUGUGCCAAAACAAACGAUGGCAAUGACUCCAGUUACGGCGUGGCUAUAGAUGAGAAGCAUCUAUGGGACCUCCUGCUAGACGUCACCACUCCACCGGUAACGUACUCGCAACGCUACUCCUCUAACUCCUUGCUCAUGAUGGGUUUCCCUUCACGCACAGUAGAGCCCUUCCCUUCACUUUGUGCAUGCCACUCCAAACCCGUUAGAGGCGGCUAUAUGUGUUCGCGGUGUGGCAGUAAAGUGUGUUCUUUACCCGCCGAAUGCCCAACAUGCAACCUCACGCUCAUCCUCUCCACCCACUUGGCGCGAUCAUACCACCAUCUUUUCCCAUUGAUAAAUUGGGUUGAGGUUCCGUGGAAAAGGGCCUCAAGAAGUGUCAGUUGCUUUGCUUGUGGCAAUCCUUUCCCUGCUGUGCCUCCACGGGAUAAAUGGGACAUGCGAGAUAGGUCCAUCAAGGGUAUGUCCGUCAGCAGCAGGUAUGAAUGUACAGUUUGCCAUCACCACUUCUGCAUUGACUGCGACGUCUUUGCUCACGAAGUUGUCCAUAACUGCCCCGGCUGUCAGAGCGGUAAACCCCUGGAUGUGGACUCUAGCUCUAACCCAGCAGCAAAACCCCAGCCUCAUACAAACGGGCACUCACAAAACUCUCAACCUGCCGACAAUGGUGAUGCAAUGAAUACCGGUUGA